AUGGGAGGCUGUGCGAGCAAACCCAACGAUUUGGAUGGCCAACCGGCACCACUCCCGGUCCCGGCUGACACCCCCGACAGCCCUAAGAAUGCCGAGGGCGAGACCGUUCCCCAAUCCUCACACAUUCCGGCAUUCAUCCCCAUCCUCUCUGCACAAAGCCAAUUUUCUUCGCAAUUCUUAGAAUCAGUCUUAGCACGAAUGCUGAUGCUUUCAGUAGCAUUUGCCGGCGCAUCUUCAAUUUCUGUCUCCACUAUAUCAUUCGUUGUUCCAACCAUUUCUACCAGUUCCAGUAGUACCGCUGGUAGGUUUGUUCGAUUGAGAACUCGAGCCUUCCUCAACAAGCCAUCGACGUCGCUGCAACAAAACACCAAACAAACGCCUUCUGUAGUUUAUGAGAGUCUCAGAAUUCUCGAAUGGGACAAGGUCUGUGACUCCGUCGCUUCCUUUGCCGGCACUUCCCUGGGCAAACAAACUACUAAGGAACAGCUAUGGUCUUUGAAUCAAUCCUACGAACAGAGUAUUGGACUGCUAGAGGAAACCAAUGCGGCGGUGGAGAUGCACAAAUACGGUGCAAUCAUGGAUUUCAGUGGGAUUGAUUUCGAACUUGUGAAAUCUUCCAUCCAACAUACCCGGAGUGGGUUGCCAGUGGAUGGAGGUGCAGCGAUGGCAGUUGUAGAUCUUCUCCAGUUUGCAGAAGCUUUACAGUUUAAUGUCAAAGCUGCAAUCAAGGAAGACGCAGAUUGGUAUCAGCGUUUCAUGCCUCUUGCUGAAACGAUCUUGGAAUUGGUCGUAACCCGUUCGUUAGUGAAGUUCAUACAACAAGUUAUUGAUGAAGAUGGUUCUGUUAGAGAUUCAGCAAGUCCUACCUUGAAACUAUCUCGUGAUCAAAUUCGGCGUAUUGAAAGAAAGUUGUACCAGUUGAUGGAAAGCCUGAUUAGAAAUGAAAUGAAAGAAACUUCCUCACUGGAAGUUAAUAGUCUUGAUGGAAGAUGGUGUAUAAAAUCGGGAGCUGACAUGCGGACAAGUUUUGAGGGCUUAUUGUUAUCAAGUGGUUCAGGUGCAGGUAGCAUUGUGGAGCCACUCUCUGCUGUUCCCCUGAAUGAUGAGUUGCAACAAGCAAGGGCAUCUGCAGCAAAGGCUGAGGCUGACAUGCUUUUGAAGAUAACCGAGAAGAUGCAAGUGGAUCUUGAUGACAUUGAAAAUUUAUACAACAGUAUGAUUCAACUGGACGUGAUCAACGCUCGUGCAAAAUAUAGUCUUUCAUUUGGAGGCACAUGUCCUGAUCUAUUUUUGCCAGAAGACACUGAGAGUUGUCUUACUGUCAAAGCCUUAUCAGGGGAAAAACUUUCAGUGGCAUCACACUCCACUCAGAGGAAAUGGACACUGUAUCUGCCAAAAGCUUAUCAUCCUUUAUUACUUCAACAGCAUCGGCACAGUGUGCAGAAGGCCAUAAAGGAUGUCAGUAACGCUACUGCUGAUAUACGGAGGAGAAAACAACAAGGAGGGAUUCAGAAGGGAGAUGCAGAUAUAAAUCUUUCAUCCUUGGAAAUGGAGUUAAUUCCAAUUGAUAUUUUCGUUGCUGAGAAAACUAGAGUUCUGGUAAUAACUGGUCCAAAUACUGGAGGCAAAACAAUUUGUUUAAAGACAAUUGGAUUAGCUGCUAUGAUGGCAAAAUCAGGUAUUUAUGCAUUAGCUUCUGAACCUGUAAAGAUCCCUUGGUUUGAUUCUGUUUUUGCUGAUAUUGGUGAUGAACAGUCCUUGUCUCAAUCAUUGUCUACUUUCUCUGGCCAUUUGAAACAAAUAAGUGAGAUUAAAUCGCACUCAACAGAUCGGUCAUUGGUGCUAUUAGAUGAAGUAGGUGCCGGGACAAAUCCCCUAGAAGGAGCUGCACUUGGGAUGUCUCUGCUGGAGUCUUUUGCCAAAGCUGGUGCUUUGUUGACAAUUGCUACAACACAUCAUGGAGAACUCAAAACCCUAAAAUACAGUGACGAUGCAUUUGAAAAUGCCUGCAUGGAGUUUGAUGAAGUGAACUUGAGGCCAACUUAUCGGAUUCUCUGGGGAGUACCAGGGCGGUCAAAUGCAAUCAACAUAGCCGAAAGGCUAGGAUUACCCAACAUGGUCUUAAACAAUGCUCGUGAACUGUAUGGAGCAGCUAGUGCAGAGAUUAACGAGGUUAUAGUUGAUAUGGAGACGUUUAAACAGAAUUUUCAUGAGCAUAUCCAUGAGUCGCAACGUUAUCUGGCGCUGUCAAGAGAUCUUCAUGAAAAUCUUCUAGAAACCAGAAGGAAGGUCAUGAAACAUGGAAUUGAUCAAAGAUACAGGAAGAUGAGAGAGAUAUCCGAGGCAGUAGCAAUAGCACGUUCUAUCCUUCACAAGAAACUCCGACAGCUUCGUGCCUCUGCCACUCAGCCUCUCCAGCUUAAUACAGCAGAUAACAGCCAGGAUGCAUCGGCAUUUAACUGUCUGCAUACUACAGCAGNGCAUGGAAUUGAUCAAAGAUACAGGAAGAUGAGAGAGAUAUCCGAGGCAGCAGCAAUAGCACGUUCUAUCCUUCACAAGAAACUCCGACAGCUUCGUGCCUCUGCCACUCAGCCUCUCCAGCUUAAUACAGCAGAUAACAGCCAGGAUGCAUCGGCAUUUAACUGUCUGCAUACUACAGCAGAUAUUACUGAAAAUUCUAUAGCAACUCAGAGUCCAUACGCCAACAAUAUUGAGCAACCACCAUCAGAGAAGAGGGCUGAACUUCCAAAGAUUGGAGACGUGGUGCAUGUAUCUUCUCUUAACAAGAAAGCAACAGUCUUAAAAGUGGAGCCAUCUAAAGAAGAAAUUGUAGUUCAAGCUGGUAACAUGAAAAUGAAGUUGAAACUAGCGGAUGUUACUGUGUGCAAUAUAGUCACAGCGGAAGAUGUAUACCUUACAGUUCUUACAUUUGCAACCUCUGACCCUGCAAUACCCUGA
Ilex paraguariensis (yerba mate) is the source of this 2958-nucleotide messenger RNA. The record is from the annotation of a GenBank genome assembly. Lineage: Eukaryota; Viridiplantae; Streptophyta; Magnoliopsida; Aquifoliales; Aquifoliaceae.